Molecule: messenger RNA, 948 nt
Organism: Chaetomium globosum CBS 148.51
Lineage: Eukaryota; Fungi; Ascomycota; Sordariomycetes; Sordariales; Chaetomiaceae
Exons: 1
Coding region: 1-948 (315 amino acids)
Molecular function (GO): chitin binding
Source: RefSeq, a predicted model, not a curated record
AUGAGAUCCGUUUACAUCGCCCUAGCAGCUGCCCUGUGCUGGACCGGCACUCUUAGCGCCAGCCCGGCCGGGGCGAAAGAUGAUGUCGAAGUGGCAAUGAUGGCCGGGAGGCGCCGUCUCACAAGGACUAGCGGUCGAUACCGCAGCGAGUUUGCGGCGCUCGGUGCGCGCCAGGGAGAUCAACAAUGCGGAGCCCAGUUCGGGAGAUGCCCCGGCGAUCUCUGUUGCUCCAGCUAUGGCUUCUGCGGGGACUCAGUCGACCACUGCCACCCUCUCUUUGACUGCCAAACCCAGUACGGCACCUGUGGGUGGCCUAGAGCGGUCCCGACAACGUCCGCCCGCCCUACUACGAGCUCAACACCGGCCCCGCCUACGACAACCACCCCGAGUUCUACCUCGGUCAGGCCACCCACUACGUCGACAUCCGUUACAAUUCCGGUCCCAUCGGGUGGCCUCGAGGUCACCCAAAACGGCAUGUGCGGCAACAACACCAUGUGCAUCGGCAACCCUAACUACGGACCCUGCUGCUCUCAGUUCUUCUGGUGCGGUUCCUCCAUCGAAUUCUGCGGUGCCGGUUGCCAGAGUGACUUCGGCGCAUGCCUCGGCAUCCCUGGCCAACCCGGGAACCCCAUCACCAACGGCACCACGACAUCCGGUGGCGGCAGUGGACCUACCUCUAGCCCUCCCACAACACGACCGACCUCUACAAGGGUUAGCACCACGACCACUACCACUACCUCUUCCAGAACAACGUCCUCUUCGCCUUCUGUGACGCUGCCCGCCGGCCAAACGUCUAGCACCGACGGCAGGUGCGGGAACAACGUGAACUGUCUCGGGUCGAGAUUCGGGCGAUGCUGUAGUCAGUUUGGGUACUGUGGCGACGGUGACCAGUAUUGUCCGUACAUUGUGGGUUGCCAGCCUCAGUUUGGGUACUGUGACCCACAGUAA